Dacryopinax primogenitus is the source of this 2197-nucleotide messenger RNA. Its product is annotated as translation initiation factor 6. Gene Ontology annotation, biological process: maturation of 5.8S rRNA; assembly of large subunit precursor of preribosome; ribosomal subunit export from nucleus. Bases 105 to 842 code for a protein of 245 amino acids. The record is from RefSeq and is a predicted model, not a curated record. The transcript is spliced from 9 exons. Gene Ontology annotation, cellular component: nucleolus; cytosol; preribosome, large subunit precursor. Lineage: Eukaryota; Fungi; Basidiomycota; Dacrymycetes; Dacrymycetales; Dacrymycetaceae. Gene Ontology annotation, molecular function: ribosomal large subunit binding.
CUUACGACCUCUCAACACACAGCCUGAACAGGCUCAUCCUAUACAAGCAACUUAGAAGAAACUUAGAAAAAACUUUAGAACAACCUUGAAUCACUUCGACCUUCAUGGCUGUCCGUACACAAUUCGAAAACUCCAGCGAGAUUGGUGUAUUCUCCAAACUUACAAACAGCUACUGCCUCACAACAAUUGGUGGCAGUACUAAUUUCUACUCCGCGUUCGAAGCCGAACUGGGCGAUGUGAUACCCAUCGUUCAAACGAGCAUCGCCGGAACCCGUAUCAUCGGGCGGUUGACAGCAGGAAAUCGACAUGGCCUGCUUGUCCCGCAGACGACUACGGACCAAGAACUCCAGCACCUCCGUAAUUCGCUCCCUGACACCGUCGCACUGCAAAGAGUGGAAGAGCGUCUCUCGGCACUGGGCAAUGUCAUCGCUUGCAAUGACUAUGUCGCACUUGUGCAUCCCGACGUCGAUCGAGAAACUGAGGAGAUUAUCGCGGAUGUGCUGAAGGUCGAGGUGUUCCGACAGACGAUUGCGGACAAUGUGUUGGUUGGGAGCUAUUCCGUUAUUAGCAAUCAGGGAGGGUUGGUGCAUCCGAAGACGAGCAUACAGGAUCAGGACGAGUUGUCGACGCUGCUUCAGGUCCCAUUGGUGGCUGGUACCGUGAAUCGGGGUUCCGACGUAAUAGGUGCCGGUUUGGUGGUCAAUGAUUGGUGUGCAUUCGUUGGUCUGGAUACCACAGCUACCGAGAUCAGUGUCAUAGAAGCUACAUUCAAACUGCAAGGACAGGAAACUUCCGCUGUCAUAACGGACAUGCGCGACUCUCUCAUUGAUACCUGGGCAUAAGCAUCCAUCGAGUUGAGCUGUUAGAGAUGAUCGUCGCGCUUGAGCUCAUUGUAUACCAUGUAUUGCAACCAACGGAUUCAUUCUGAUCAAGUACAUGUAAUGAUGUUCUUUCCGUUGCAGAGGGCAUAAGGGGUGUGCUAUGUGGCGUAUUGCUACAGUGGAAGUGUACGAAUACGAAACGCCUCGAAGGGUAUCAAAUUAUUGGCCGGCAUCGUCUCCACCAUCAGAAAGCAAAGCCCUUCUGGCAUGAUAUAUCUGUCUCCAUCGAGCGCCGAGUUUCUGCCUUGACGGCGAAGUCAUUGACCGUGUGCACCUCGCUGCACGACCACUGCUGCUCGCCGAGCGCGGCCACUAGCAAAACCCGUUGCUUCUCGCGCUGGGCCAUCAACACCCGUCUGCGGCGUUUCUUCUCGUCCAUAAGAUCAAGCGCUGUUUGCCGCUUGAUGGCCCAUUCCACUUCCUCUUCAGCUGUCAUCUGUAGGGACGGAUCGCGCACUUCGACGGCUUCUAGGAUCUCCCUCUGUGCCUUGUCCAGAUCGACUCCAGAGGCUGUCAGAACAGUCUGAAUAGGAGCGUGUGAGCGAGUUGUUGUCAUGCGAUGCGCGUAAUCACAGCGUAACCCAGGUCCGAGGCAGAACUCGCCACCAAGCUGUUUGAUAUCGCCAGCAUUUCCCAGGGGCAUUUUCAUGGCAUGUUUCAUGACCAUCAUCAUCCCACCCAUCGCACCAUGUUGGACAUAGUCACCCUUCUCAGAGUCCGGUCCGCCAUCUGUUGUUCGAAGUGUCAUGCCCAGUGCAUUAUACAGUUUCCGGGUUGGAUCGGUAUAGAGAGGGAAUGGGCAAUGAAACAGUUCUCGGUAAGACUUAAUCAUUUUGGGAGAUCCGUUCGAGAUAAUGACCAAGUCAACAUUUGACCUUCGGAGAGCAAGAGGAUCUACGCCACGAGUGAUGGAGAACAUGUAGUCUUGACAAAGAGGGCACCAAAAAUGACGAAUAAAACAGAUGAUAGUCUUUCGACCCAAGAAGAGAUCUCCAAACGGCACCCCCUUUCCGGCCUCGUCAUAGACUUCCAGGCGUGCUGCUUCUUGCAUCAACUGUUUCGUGAUCGGGGCAUUCGCGUCAAAUGACAGCUUCGGUGAGCUGGGUGAGAGUGGAACAAAGGAUACGCUCUUCCCACGACUUCGACUUCGACUGCGUUUCUGAUCUGGAUCGGGCUUCGGUUUGGAGAGUCGUCUGGAUCGAGGUGUGCUGGUAGUCAUCGAGAAACCAGCAGGCGUCUCGGGCGUACGCGGAGUUGUAGGGAUCACAGGUGUGCCCAGGCUCAACUUCUUGGUGGGAGCGGAAAUUGGAGGCAAG